Molecule: messenger RNA, 3062 nt
Organism: Oncorhynchus tshawytscha (Chinook salmon)
Lineage: Eukaryota; Metazoa; Chordata; Actinopteri; Salmoniformes; Salmonidae
Product: guanine nucleotide-binding protein G(olf) subunit alpha-like
Exons: 13
Coding region: 651-1874 (407 amino acids)
Biological process (GO): adenylate cyclase-modulating G protein-coupled receptor signaling pathway
Cellular component (GO): heterotrimeric G-protein complex
Molecular function (GO): G protein-coupled receptor binding; GTPase activity; GTP binding
Source: RefSeq, a predicted model, not a curated record
AACAGAGAGAGGAAGGCACAUCUAGAAAUCAUAUCAACGGGUAGUCUUAACUUUCUCUGGGGCCCCCAUCCUUUUGAAGAGAGCUUUUGACGCACAUUUACUAGAUUAACGUAGCCUGUACUUUUUGUUUGUUCUACCGGUAAAAAUCAAGAUAAGAUCGUCGAUGAUUUUGUUUGUUUGUUGUUAAACUGGAUAUUCAAACACUGGUAUGGUGGCGCGCGCUUUGAGGUGUUUCUUUUUCGGUUCUGUGUGACUUCCUGGUGCUACAGAGAGAGGCAGUGCUGAGUUAAAAAGACAGAAACACAAACAGCAUUUUAGAAAGGAAAAAUAGAGAGUGGGAAGCAGGAGCGAGAGAGAGGAGCAGUUGGCUGGCUUCCAGAUUCAGCCCCGCUCCACUCUUUGCAUAUUUAUGAAAUUAAUGUAUAUUUUUAUUCUAUUUAUGAUGCACAUAUUUAUUAGAAUCGACUGAAUCUACUGGAUUGGGUUUGACAAGGGGUUAAAACGAAAUUGUAACGGGAAGGUUUUUCUCUGAGCGACGGAGAAGUGGCGCACGGAUUUAUCGCCCCAUUUGUUCUCAUUUUAUAUUGAAAGAAGGAUUUACAUUAGCUGUUAUUUUAUACUUUCUGUUUACGAGAAGAGGUCAGCGGAAGAUGGGUUGUUUGGGCAACAGCAAGACUGAAGAUCAACGCAUCGAUGAAAAGGCACAAAGAGAAGCGAAUAAAAAAAUAGAGAAACAAUUACAAAAGGAAAGACAAGCAUAUAAAGCCACACAUCGACUGCUUUUAUUGGGGGCUGGAGAGUCUGGGAAAAGCACGAUUGUCAAGCAGAUGCGGAUUCUGCACGUCAAUGGCUUUAACGCAGAAGAAAAAAAACAGAAGGUCCUGGACAUCCGGAAAAAUGUGAAGGAUGCCAUUGUGACGGUAGUUUCGGCGAUGAGCACGUUAAUACCCCCAGUUCCAAUAGGUAACCCAGCAAACGAGUCCAGAAUUGACUACAUCAAAAGUAUAGCACCUCUCUCGGACUUCGACUACACAGAGGAGUUCUUUGAGCAUGCCAAACAGCUGUGGGACGAUGAAGGCGUGAAGGCUUGCUUCGAGCGCUCCAACGAGUACCAGCUCAUCGACUGCGCACAGUACUUCUUGAACAAAAUUGAGUCUGUGAGGUCGAAUGACUACACACCAACAGAUCAGGACUUGCUUCGCUGCCGAGUUUUGACUUCAGGUAUUUUUGAAACAAGAUUUCAAGUCGACAAAGUGAACUUUCAUAUGUUUGAUGUAGGCGGCCAGAGAGACGAGAGGAGAAAAUGGAUCCAGUGCUUUAACGACGUGACGGCCAUCAUCUUUGUGGCGGCAAGCAGCAGUUAUAACAUGGUCAUAAGGGAAGACAACAGCACCAACAGACUCCGGGAAUCACUGGAUCUCUUCAAGAGCAUCUGGAAUAACAGGUUUCUACGGACCAUUUCAGUCAUCCUGUUCUUGAACAAGCAGGACAUGUUGGCUGACAAGAUCUUAGCAGGGAAAUCCAAACUUGAAGACUACUUCCCUGAGUAUGUUCGCUAUACAGUACCGGCUGAAGGUUCACACACUCCAGAAACGAAGCCUCGUUGUUGUUGCUUCACAGUGAAGGACUCCCAAACCGAUCCUCAAGAUGUAUUCAAAGCCGUUCCAGACCCUGGAGAGGACCCUAAAGUGACCCGGGCCAAAUUUUUCAUCCGAGAUGAGUUCCUUAGGAUCAGCACGGCAAGCGGCGACGGCAAACACUACUGCUACCCCCACUUCACCUGCGCCGUGGACACGGAGAACAUCCGCCGCGUCUUCAACGACUGCCGAGACAUCAUCCAGAGGAUGCACCUGCGUCAAUACGAACUCUUGUGAUUGGUUGCAGCCCACCAUCCAGUCAGCACUCUGCCAAUCCCGGCGCAGUUUGAUUCCACUCCCAAAACACAAGGCCCUGUUACCAGGAGAACUACUGAAGCAUCACAAUGCUGUCAUUUUGUUUGCCAUUGUUGUUGUUUUCUAUUUACUUUUCUCCUUCCUUUGUUCUUUUAUCUAUGGCCCAUCUUGACUUUAUUUUGUAGGUCUAAGCAGGGAUGGGACAUUGUGUGUGUGCCUCAUCUUUUAUUUCCAAUGCCUUUAUUCUGUUCAUUCCACUAAGCCUUUUUAGACCUUUUUUUUUGUAGUUUUUGUUUGAAACUAGUCUUCUUCUUCUGUCAUUUCUGUUGUUUUGAUCUGGACCAGCUGAAGUUGUUAUGAGGGUGUGUGAGAGUUGAGGGAUCUGAUGGACUCCUGUGAAUGCUGGUUCCUCCCAACACCUCUCUCUCUCUCGUACUUGAUGUAGGGGUGGGCAGCAGAAGUAUCAGGUAACUUAAUGCCGUCAAGGAAGUAUACACAUGAUGUAGCACCGUGAUAUUUAUUACUCUGUCACUUUUUGUUUAUUUUGUAUCAUUUUAUUGCAGGAUGAUGGAGAGCGAGGCUUUCAGGCUGUAGAUUUAGCAUAGAGGGGGUGGGGCUUGUGGGAGAAUAGGAGGAUGCUGGGAGUUUGAGUCCUAUGCACCUCUGGCCGUAGGAACAGCAGCAGCUUUCUGCCACGUGUCUAGAUGGAAAGAGAAAUACCACACUCACUUUGAUUUGCCCACAGACGGUCCUUUUUACUUAGAUCCUCUUGGGCAAGAGUUCUAUCUAUAUAUAUAUAUAUAGAUUUGUUUUUGUUGAUUAUCUUGUACAGACUGCAAAAUGUAAUGUUAUUUUGUACAACUUUAUUGAGAAAAAAACUACUUGUAGAAGAUCUUUGUGCCUUGAUAAUGGCUGUACCUGUAAAUUGAGCUCUGAUGUAUGUUGUUGACUGCGCUGUACAGCUUGAUGUCAAACUCUAUCUGACAGUAGAGACUGCAGGUAGGGCGUCUCUCUCUCUCUCUCUCUCUCUCUCUCUCUCUCUCUGUAGAGGUACAUUUUUCUGGUUUAUAAAAAAGGAAAAUGUUCUUUAGUAGAAAAAAGGAGGAAAAAUUUGCGAGGGGUUAAAAAAAAAAAAAAACACGGAAAUCCUGUAUACAUUAUGCAAAUUAA